Messenger RNA from Danaus plexippus (monarch butterfly), 471 nucleotides. RefSeq lists its product as uncharacterized. The record is from RefSeq and is a predicted model, not a curated record. Bases 1 to 471 code for a protein of 156 amino acids. The transcript is spliced from 4 exons. Lineage: Eukaryota; Metazoa; Arthropoda; Insecta; Lepidoptera; Nymphalidae. Gene Ontology annotation, cellular component: extracellular matrix.
AUGUAUUUCAAGGUAUUGUGCUUAUUGGGACUGUUAGCUGUAGCAAUGGCUAAUUUAGUCCCCGAAUACGAGAGGGCUGUCUCUUCACAAUACAUUAUAAAAAAAGACGAUCAUCCAGUCAUCAUUGAUAGGGAUUAUCAUAAUGACUAUUACCACAACAACUACCGCUAUCGACAUGGAUACAACCACUAUGACUACUACGCUUACCCGAAAUAUGAAUUCGAAUACAAAGUGGCCGAUCCCCAUACGGGAGACUUUAAGAAACAACGUGAAUUACGAGAUGGAGGUUUAGUUAAGGGUUUCUACGAACUCUUGCAACCUGAUGGACACGAGAGGAGAGUAGAUUACUACAGCGACGAUAAGAUUGGUUUCCAAGCUGAUGUGAAAUACAAAAUUAAUCAUCGUUAUCCGUAUGCAAGAUACUACAAACCGUACCCAGAUUACUACCCAAGAUCAUACUACUAUAAUUAA